This is a messenger RNA of Linum trigynum, 1755 nucleotides long. The record is from the annotation of a GenBank genome assembly. NCBI's taxonomy places the organism in Eukaryota, Viridiplantae, Streptophyta, Magnoliopsida, Malpighiales, Linaceae.
CAGAAUACCCGGCAGACGACUAGCCUUCACCAGGAUAGACUGAUAAGGCGAUUCACACAGAUCUCCACUACUGGAAUGAAUUCCAGUACAAAGCAGUGAAUUGAUUGACUCUCGCACAACCAAUUCACCACUAUCAAUCAAGGAAGCUCUCUUAACCUAAUCAGAUUCUAUCUAUCAUAGGUUAAAGCAGAAAUCAAGAGAAUCUGAUCAAGAUUCAAUUGACUCAAUAAGUCAUUCCUCAAUCGAUUAUAAUCAAACAAUAUAACAUCCAAAACUUCAUACAAGAAAGAUCUUAACACAUGGAACUAGGGUUCCUCAAAACCUAAGUGAAGGGAAGUUACUCCAUAGAGAAGAGAGAGACUGCAGAAAUAUGAUCUAGAUCUUCAAUCUCCAUCUUCAAGCUUGAUUCCCGAGCUCCAAUGGCGAAGAAAUCCUCCAAAAUAGCUCCAAGAAUGUUCCCAAGUCGCUCUCUCUCUCUCUAGGGUUCGUCCUUGGGUGUUUGGGAACCAAAACCCAGCCCCCCCUCUCCUUUGGCUGGAAAUUGGCUUAAAACCAGAAAUUCCCGACUCACACGGCCAGGCCACACGGCCGUGUGACUUUCCCAGCUGCCCGUGUGAGUGUCCAAACGCGGCGUUUCGAUUAGUGGGCAACCAGGCAAGCUGCACGGGCAGAGACCACACGGCCACAAGGGGCCCCUACACGUUUGUGUGAGGUGCAAUGGUGCCCGUGUGGCUUCCCAGCUUCUCGCCAAACGUCCAAACUUCGUCCAAUCGACCCCGAACUCGUUCUCAAACCUUCAUUCACGUACUAGGACCUGAAAUAUCACAAACAAGCACAACAUAGCGUGAAAUCGGCCUAAAACACGAGGAUCAACGUCUCAAACGGCUCAGGAAUAGGGGUAAAAACAUGUGCAAUUAACGGUUUAUCACUUAUUCCAGGUUCUUGGAGUAUUUGGAUAAGGAUAGAGUGAAAAAUGUGGACUUGUUUGAGAAAGGGACAAUUGCUAUUGUUGAGGCUGUUUCACCUGAGCUUGGUAACCGGGUACAACGAGUCCGCGUACAACUUCCUGGCCAUAGCCAAGAGCUUCUUCAGAAAUUCCGAGUAAAGAACAUUGACUUUGCAGCUCAUAAUGCUCAAGAAGACUCUGGCUCUCUCCUUUUUAACUUGAUUGGAAACCUCGCUUUUCCUUUACUCUUGAUAGGAGGGCUUUUCCUCCUCUCUCGACGUUCCUUCGGAGGAAUGGGUGGUCCUGGGGGCCCUGGUUUCCCCCUUACCUUUGGUCUGUCUAAGGCAAAGUUCCAAAUGGAGCCCAACACUGGUGUAACAUUUGAUGAUGUUGCUGGAGUUGACGAAGCAAAGCAAGAUUUCAUGGAAGUCGUGGAGUUCCUAAAGAAGCCCGAGAGAUUCACUGCGGUUGGGGCUCGUAUUCUGAAGGGUGUCCUUCUUGUUGGUCCUCCAAGCACUGGGAAGACUCUUCUAGCUAAGGCCAUCGCCGGUGAAGCUGGUGUCCUUUUUUUUUUUUUUGGCUAAAUUGCAAGAUUGGUCACUUGAAUUACUAGAAAAAUUCACGUUAGCCACUAGAAUUACUUUAUUCCAUUCGUAGUCACUUAGAUUAGGUUAACAGUUCAAGUUUGGUCACUGGCCGUUAGUCUCCGUUAACUUUUGCUGAUGUGGCAGUCAACUCUUAUAGUUGACCGUUAAAUGAGUGACGUGGCAAUUAAAAAAUUAAUAAAAUAAUAAAAUUAAAUUCUUAAU